AUGGCGUCGGGAAAUAAGUGUAAAACUAUUCCAAAUAUUAUUGUUUCUUUGGAUUUCGGGACAACAUAUUCUGGAUACGGGCUUGCAUUUCCUGUGGAAAAUAUUGAUUCUCGAAAUGAACUUACAAUCUAUACAAAUCCAAGUGAAGAAAAGGUUCCGACGUGUGUUUUGUUAAACGAAGACAAGAGCUUCCAUUCCUUUGGCAGUCAGGCUUUAGACGAAUACAUCGAUAUGGACAAUGACGAAAGAGAAAACGUAUAUUUCUUUCAAAACUUUAAAAUGGCAUUAUACGAGAAUCGGAAUUUGUCUAGAGAUAUCGAGAUAGAGGAUGAAAAGGGGAAGAAACUGCCAGCCAAAUUAGUAUUUCAGCUUGCAAUUUCAGGUUUAAAAUGUAUUGUCAUGCAGAGAAUUGAUGAGCACCAUCAAAUACACAAGGAUGAAGAUAUUAGCAAGUUAAUUCAAUGGAUGAUCACCAUCCCUGCAAUAUGGACAGAUUCUGCGCGUCAGUUCAUGCGAGAGGCUACUGAAGGCGCAGGAAUUCCAAAUAACCGCGUCCGAUUGGUCCUUGAGCCAGAGGCCGCAUCCUUGUUUUGUCGGAAACAGAAAAUAGUUCUUACGAAAUCUGGAAGAAGAACGUUUGCUGAAGGACAAAAGUAUAUAAUCGCUGAUUUGGGAGGGGGGACGAUUGACAUAUGCGUGCAUGAAAUUUUAGAAGACGGUCAUUUGAAAGAACUGUAUAGAGCUACAGGUGAGGACGCGGGAGGAACAAAAGUCAACGCGCAGUUCGAAUGUUUCUUGGCAUCCUUAUUCGGAAGAGAUGUUGUUGAUGAUUUACGCAAGACGUGUUACGAGCGAUUUAUUACGCAGAUGAGGGAUUUUGAAGAAAGAAAAAAAACGUUUAAAGGCACUGAGAGAAAUAUCAAAAUUAGACUCGAUACCAUUCUGAUGAAACGUUUCGAAACAAAAUCUGGGAAAAGUUUACAAAAUGCAGUCCAGGAAUCAGAUUUCAGUACAAAAGUGAAGUAUGAUAACAAUAGCGGUCGUAUGACAUUCGAUACAUCCGUGAUAAAAGCAUUUUACAAUGGUUCUGUACAGAGUAUUAUAACAAAGGUAAAGACGAUCAUCAAAGAAUGUGCAGGUGACGAAUUAACAACAAUUCUUUUGGUUGGCGGAUAUGCGGAGUCUCACUAUUUGAGAAACAAAGUUAGACAAGAAUUUCCGACCAUUGACCUUGUGUUAGUAGAAGAUGCAAAGUUGGCUGUGAUCAAGGGCAGCGUUAUGAUGGGCCUGGAAGAGAGGAACAUUGUACAGAGAAGAUCCAGAUUUACGUACGGGUUUAGUAUUGCAAGAACUUUCAUUGAAGGUGUUGAUCCCGAACGUUUAAAGUUCUAUAGAGAUGGAGAAGUUAAGUGUUCGAAAGUAUUUGACAAAUGGAUAACGAAAGGGCAAAUGCUUACCUACAACCAAACUUUCAAAUGCUUAACGUCAAACAAACUGGAACAAGCUGAAUCAAAGAAAAUGAAAUUUUCCACUGCUUUAUAUCGCUCCACCAAAGAAGACCCAGAGUAUUGCACGGACGAGGAGAGAUGUGAGCUGGUUGGGAGAGUAAAUAUGGAACCUCCAACUGACGGGUGGCCAGAUUUACUGGAGGCUGAAAGCCACCUGAUUGUGGGAGAAACCGAAUUUACUGUUAAAACUUACAACAAAUACUCGGGAGAAGAACUACAGGCAACGCUCGAUUUCCUUUAA
Mya arenaria is the source of this 1749-nucleotide messenger RNA. RefSeq names its product heat shock 70 kDa protein 12A-like. Bases 1 to 1749 code for a protein of 582 amino acids. The transcript has a single exon. Gene Ontology annotation, molecular function: ATP-dependent protein folding chaperone; ATP binding. The record is from RefSeq and is a predicted model, not a curated record. NCBI's taxonomy places the organism in Eukaryota, Metazoa, Mollusca, Bivalvia, Myida, Myidae.